Molecule: messenger RNA, 2509 nt
Organism: Argiope bruennichi
Lineage: Eukaryota; Metazoa; Arthropoda; Arachnida; Araneae; Araneidae
Product: ATP-binding cassette sub-family G member 5-like
Exons: 12
Coding region: 414-2375 (653 amino acids)
Cellular component (GO): plasma membrane
Molecular function (GO): ATP binding; ATP hydrolysis activity; ABC-type transporter activity
Source: RefSeq, a predicted model, not a curated record
CAGGAACCAAAAACCGGUUUUUCGCCGUGCAUUCCUCCGUAGUAAAUACAAACUCAGCCUUCCCCUCUCACCAACCUCCCCCCCAUACCUUGUGAAGGACAGGUUCUCUGUUUAACAAGCCCUUUCGGCCAAUGAAAAGGGAGGAUUCAGUCCUGAAUCUACAGGUACAGAUUCUCCACUGUAGUAGAUCCCUUUUCCACAUCGACAGAUGAAAAUCUGAAAAUCGUUUGCUCGCAUUGAAUCAUCCCAGAGGCCUCACAUGCUGUCAGAUUCAUAAUUGUUAAAUAAUUCCACAUCGUUUGGUAUUUGUGCGGUUUUGGAUGGGAUCAGCUUUUUGCAGAAGUUAAAUGACAAUUAGUCAUUCUGUUGAGACUACUUUGAAGGUCUGCAUCGGUGCUUAAAUCUUCGGCAUCAUGAAAGACCUCAAGCCUGUUCCUGAUUCUAUGGGGGCCAAUGGCAUUUCCAGUGACCACGUCCUGGAGCUGAAUAGUGUUUUCCACACCGGGCAGGUGGAACCUGGCACUUGUUUCCAGAAGCUGACCGGUUCCGUUCCGACGGGCUCUGUGCUCAAAGAUGUGUCCAUGGAGGUCCACGCAGGCGAAGUGAUGGCCGUUCUCGGAUCCAAAGGUAGUGGCAAGCGCGCUCUACUGGAGGUAAUCGGUCGCCGCGCCAUGGGUGUGACGAGAGGUCAGAUCGUAUUGAAUGACAUCUCCCUGACCCUGCAGCUCUUCCAAGAGCAAUGUGGCUUCGUCCCCAAGCAGGUGACCCUGCUGCCCGGACUGUCCGUCCGGCAGACUCUUAUUUACUCAGCUCACUUGACCAUAGGGCCCAAGGUGUCCGGCUCCAUGAAGAGAAACAGAGUGAAGCAAGUGAUGGCCGACCUGGCGCUCAACCAGGUGUCGAACCGUGAAGUGAGCACCCUGAAGCCCAGCGAGUACCGGAGGCUGGCGGUCGGGAUCGAGCUGGUGAAGGAUCCAGUGAUGAUCCUGCUGGACGAUCCCACCUACGACCUGGACCCUCUGAACACGUACUUCGUGAUCUCCAUCCUCUCCAACCACGCCAAGAAAUACAACCGCAUCGUCGUCCUGAGCAUGGAGAAGCCCCGGUCGGACAUAUUUCCUUUCCUGGACCGAGUCACCUACCUCAGCCUCGGGGAAGUUGUCUACACAGGAAGUACCAGAAUGCUGCUAGAUUAUUUUGGAAGCAUAGGUUUUCCUUGUCCUGAAUUGGAAAAUCCACUUAUGUAUUAUUUAUGUUUGUCCACUGUCGAUCGUCGGACCAGAGAAAGGUUCAUCGAAUCCAGCACGCAGAUCUCCGCCCUCGUGGAGAAGUUCAAGAUCGAAGGCUCCCAUUACAGGAAGUAUUACCUGCCAGCCACCGAUACCUUGGAGAGCAAAGAGACGCGCUACAAGCUGCCCUUGACCGCCUAUGGACAGCCUUCCAGCUGGCAGGUGUUCAGAAAUUUAGUCAGUCGCCGUUUCUGUCUCCUUCUGAACUGCAACUCCCGUGCCCUGAGGGAGAUGUUCCUCCGCCUCUUCAUGCUGCCCCUCUUCUUCACCCUGCUCUUCUGCUUCUACUUCCAGCUCAACCACUUCCAGCACAGCUUCCUCACCCGGAACGGGCUCGUCUUCAACUGCCUGGUGGCCGUCUCUUUCCUGUCCGCUGCCAUCACUGCCAUCACGCACGCUCCUCAUCGCAAUCGCUAUUACCAGGAAAGUCGUGAUGGCAUCUACCGCGGUCCCAUGUUCAUCCUCUCCACCGUAUUCUACAGCCUGCCCCUCAGCAUACUCUCGGUGACAGCUGCAGGAACAAUCAUCUACACUGGCUGCAAACUCCGUGAGGAAUGGGAGAACUGGGCCACUUUCUGUGCCGUCCUGUGGACUGUGUACGUGUUUGCAGAGCAGCAGACCAUAUCUCUGAUGAUGAUUAUCAGAUCGUCUUACACGUCUUUUCUUACCAGCAUAUAUAUACUAAUUAUUUAUAUAACAUUUGCAAGUGGAACAGUAAGGAGCUUGACAUCAUUGCCAGAAUGGUUCUAUUACAUGACCCAUGCUGUUAUCUAUCGAUAUGCUGGGGCUUUCUUGCAAGAGAACGAGUUCUUGAACAAUUCUGGACUGGAUCGUUCAAAUUAUUUGAACGGAACGGAAGCUUUACCCUGCACCACAAACAUUCCAGGCAGCUGUGUAUACGUCGAUGGAAACCACUAUUUGCUCCAAAAAUUUCCUAGUAACAGUGGAAGGAUGGAAGAUUCAGAUUUACAUUAUUGGCUGAAUUUCGGCCUCUGCUUUGUGUUCGUUGGCGGUAUGUGGGUUCUGAACACGAUUCUCCAUCUUGUGCCCUUGCCUGCUUUCAUAAAAACAAAAUUCAGGAACUGAAAGUUCUGUAGAAUUUUAAUUUGAGACAUGAAAUUUUUAAUCUGCUAUUUUUAAAUAAAGUUUUAUUUUUUUAAAUGAGAUAUAUUUAAUAAGAGGAAUUUACGAUAAAUAAAAUUUAAAAUUGUGAUACAGAA